UAGCGAAGAAAAAAAAAAAAACAAAAAAAGAAAAGAAAACGAAGCCUUCCUUCGCCGCCGCAAUAGAGAUCGGCCAUUGAAACCCUAAACCCCCUUUCUUGAUUUUUCUCUGUUCCAUCAAACGCUCUGGGCAAAGCUUCUUCACUCUCCCUCUCAGACCGAUCGUGAUUUUGCAUACUCCUCUCAGAAUCUCUGAAAGAAAUCAGAAUCAGAAUAAUGUAUAAUCGUAAGCCAAUGGAGAAGAAGAAGAAGGAAGGCAUGGCUUCUACUAAUCAAGAUAUGAGCUUUAAGAAUAUUAUGAAAGAUGUUCAAUUCUUUGCCUCUACGCAUAUGACAUGGAAGGAUAAGAAAGCAUUAGAGAACAAGCAAGUGGCUGAACUUGGUGGAAAGCCUCAAAAGAAGCAGAGGCUACCUUUGAGUGUAGCGUUAGUACCGAUGAAGAAACAGAAAGAGAGAGAAGAGAAGAUGUUGGACCAGAAUAGGAUUCUUGGGAGAUUUGGAGGACAGUUUGGGAGUGUAAGUACUAGGAAACCCGUAGAGAAGAAGCGUACGCCAGAAGAGAGAGUCUUGAAGUCUACUGUAGGACAUUUCAAGGGCGGUGUUCUUGAUGUUAGGCAUUUGCUACAUCCCGGUAAUUCCAUAACUAAUGACAGAGAUUUCAAGAUAAAGAAACACAGAAAGAACGAGAACAUGGGAGGAGGAGGUGGUGAAGGAGGCGGCAUCAAGUCUAAGGGAAAGAAGAAAAAUGGCAAGAAGAAGAAUAAAGGAAAGAAGAAAGGAGGCGGUAAGAAGAGAGGCAAGCCAUCACGGUGAGCUUUGUAACAAGUUUUGAAGCAAAGAUGAGUGCAGUUACGGCUAUAUUGACCUUGGUUUUGAUUGUGUGUUAUCUUCGAUUUUUGUAGAAAAGAACGAGAUUGUUAAAUUAUUUUGCAAUUGUUUUCUUGAUUUCA
Molecule: messenger RNA, 950 nt
Organism: Camelina sativa (false flax)
Lineage: Eukaryota; Viridiplantae; Streptophyta; Magnoliopsida; Brassicales; Brassicaceae
Biological process (GO): maturation of SSU-rRNA from tricistronic rRNA transcript (SSU-rRNA, 5.8S rRNA, LSU-rRNA)
Cellular component (GO): nucleolus
Source: RefSeq, a predicted model, not a curated record